Molecule: messenger RNA, 474 nt
Organism: Funneliformis geosporum
Lineage: Eukaryota; Fungi; Glomeromycota; Glomeromycetes; Glomerales; Glomeraceae
Source: the annotation of a GenBank genome assembly
AUGCAGAUUUUCGUAAAGACUUUAACGGGUAAGACUAUUACCCUUGAGGUUGAGUCAUCCGAUACCAUUGAUGCUGUCAAAGCUAAGAUUCAGGAUAAAGAAGGAAUUCCUCCGGAUCAACAGCGUUUGAUCUUUGCUGGAAAACAGCUCGAGGAUAAUCGUACUCUUUCUGAUUAUAAUAUCCAAAAAGAAUCAACUUUGCAUUUAGUUCUUCGUUUGAGAGGUGGUGGUAAGAAACGUAAGAAGAAGACUUAUACCACCCCAAAGAAGAUCAAGCAUAAGAGAAAGAAAGUCAAAUUGGCCGUACUCAAAUAUUACAAAGUUGAUGAAAAUGGAAAGAUUACACGACUUCGCAGGGAAUGCCCAAGUGCUACAUGUGGUGCUGGAAUUUUUAUGGCAUGGCAUUAUGACCGUCAAUAUUGUGGAAAGUGUGGGUUAACUUAUGUAUUUAAGAAAGAAGAAGCCGAAUCUUGA